This is a messenger RNA of Chrysoperla carnea, 1578 nucleotides long. It is a transcript of the gene Ntan1, whose product is annotated as protein N-terminal asparagine amidohydrolase. Bases 385 to 1323 code for a protein of 312 amino acids. Gene Ontology annotation, cellular component: nucleus. The record is from RefSeq and is a predicted model, not a curated record. The transcript is spliced from 6 exons. Gene Ontology annotation, molecular function: protein-N-terminal asparagine amidohydrolase activity. Gene Ontology annotation, biological process: ubiquitin-dependent protein catabolic process. NCBI's taxonomy places the organism in Eukaryota, Metazoa, Arthropoda, Insecta, Neuroptera, Chrysopidae.
UGAUUUUUUUGUGUUUUUUGUUCGAUUGAAAUUUAAAUUGUAAAUUUUUUGUUGCAAAGUUAUUGUUCUUCAAUGCGUGUAUGUGAAAUUAUUAUUUUUUUACGUAUUGUUAUGGUUUUUUUAGUUUGAACUUUUUUGUGUUGUGGAAAGUUAUCCUUGAACUUUGCUUUUGCUGUAGUUUUUUUUUUUUUAUAAGCAUAUUGAAAACAUUAGCUGCACCAGGUGUGAAACUAAUUACAAGAAGAAUAUUUGCAAACAGCGGUGAUCAUCAGCUGCUGUGUUUGCUAUACUAAUAGCAACAACACACAAACGAAACAAAAGCCUAUUAUCAACAUUUUAUUUUUACAUUUUUAAAUACUUAAAAAACAUAUUUAAAUUAUAAUUAUGGUACUGGUCCUAAAUGGCGUACUACAGGAGGAGAGUCCUGUAGACUCACGCACAUUAUUUCAUAAUCAUCCAAUAUAUCGAGAAGCAGCGGCACGACAUUUAUUAGCACAUCCUAGAAAAUUAGUUGGUCCACAAGGUUUAUUGUAUGUACAGCAACGUGAAAUGGCGGCUACCACACCACACGAUAAAUAUGUUAGUAUAUUGGGUUCAGACGAUGCAACCACCUGCAUAAUUACAGUUGUUAGGCAUUCAGGGAGUGGAGCUGUAGCUUUAGCACAUUUCGAUGGUGUGGGUGUUGAUGAAGCUGUUACAACUAUGGUAGCACGUGUACAAGAGCUAGCAAUGGGCUAUGCAGAAGGGCGUAUUGAAUUACAAUUAGUUGGAGGAUACAGUGAUCCAAAUCAUUAUUCUGAAGAAUUAUUUUAUAAUAUAAUGAGUGCAUUUCAUAAACAACCUGUAGAAAUUGAUUUAACAUUAGCUUGUGUUGGUGAAUUGAAUACAUCAAUUCGUGGUGGUAUACACUGGCCAUUAGUUUAUGGAAUUGCUGUAAAUGUAAAGACUGGGGAAAUAUUUCCAGCUAAUUUUCAAGAUAAAGGACCUGAUCAUGAAUUACGUUUAGCACGACAUAUUACCAAUGGUGGAAAUCAGGUUUUGGAUGUUUACGACUCAAACGUAGGAAUGUUACGAAUUGGUCCAUUUAAUUAUGAUCCUCUUCGUGGAGUUGACUUAUGGUUAGCUCAAAGUGAUGAGGUUAUUUUGCAGCAUUUGAGUACAUCACCAGAUGUUGAACCUCCACAUUACGUUAUGGAAAUGCGAGCAGCAUUAAAGUAUAUACAAGAUAAUCCAUUUCCAGCUGUGACUGUAUUUAGAGAUAAUCGUCCGCGUUACUUCCGUCGAGAUGAACAUACUGGUUUGUGGGUACUUUAUAGAUUCUAAUUUGUUAUAAAAUAAUAGAAAUAUUAAAAAUUGAAAAACAAAACUAUGCUAUAAAUUUAUUAUUUAAAAUAGAUUUAUUAUAAAAAAACAAAAUACUUAUAUUAAUUUUAUGAAUAGUCUGAGUCAUUUCAGUCAAACAUCACCAAAAUUGUAAGAAUUUUUAUAGGAAUUACAAUAAAUAUUUCCAUUUAUCAUGAUUGUGCUCUUUGACAAAGGAUUAAAUGAUUAUUUUGUUUUCUAAAAACUCAGUUCCUA